Molecule: messenger RNA, 234 nt
Organism: Schistosoma turkestanicum
Lineage: Eukaryota; Metazoa; Platyhelminthes; Trematoda; Strigeidida; Schistosomatidae
Source: the annotation of a GenBank genome assembly
AUGACAAGCUUCUCCUUAUUGCUUUUCAUUGUUGUAGUGGUUGGAGUUCUAUGUAAUGAUGUAUCCGGUAUACCUAAUACGAUCAGAGAGAGUCUACAGAAUCGGGUCAACGCUAAUAGUGGCGAUGAGUCAUAUGGGGAGACAUUAGAUGCCAAUGAAAUAGAAGAAUUUAUGCAAUGGUUUGCAGAACAACGACGUAAUUUUCUGAGGAGAAAUCAAACUAAUUCUCAAUAA